Molecule: messenger RNA, 5019 nt
Organism: Sitodiplosis mosellana (orange wheat blossom midge)
Lineage: Eukaryota; Metazoa; Arthropoda; Insecta; Diptera; Cecidomyiidae
Gene: didum
Product: unconventional myosin-Vb
Biological process (GO): vesicle transport along actin filament; actin filament organization
Cellular component (GO): myosin complex; actin cytoskeleton; cytoplasm
Molecular function (GO): actin filament binding; ATP binding; microfilament motor activity
Source: RefSeq, a predicted model, not a curated record
GAGAUGGUGUGGGUAAAGGGCAGCCGGAGAAGAGGCGAACAAAGUUGUGGUGAUUGUGUGUGAGAACAGAGAGAGAGAGAGAGAGAGAGAGAGAGAGAGAGAGAGAGAGUGACGGAAUCGAAGAGAGAAAAACUAAAACAGAAAAUGAUUGAAAGAGAAAAAAUCAGAAGAGAACGGAGCGAAAUGAAGCAAAAAAACGCAAACAGACGAAGAAACCGAUCGAACAAAAAAAAACUAGGUAGCGAAAAAGAGAAGAAAAAGAGGCAAAAAACAGAAACAAAAACAUAGCAAUGCUAGCACAUGGUUUGCACGUACUUCGCAUACAUGCACAGACCGCGCGCGACUGUUCAAGCAUUCGGUUGCAAUGCACACUUACGAUGCGGCUCGUGCUUUUGUGUGUGAAUCACUCGAAUGCUGUUGCUUUCACAGCUGUCAAAGUACUACCAUACAAAAGAGAGCGGCCGACCGAACGGGAGAAAGAGAAAGACGUAGCACCAAAGCAACGUGUGCACUUUGUGUUUUUGUAUUGUUCCGUGUACGCUAUUUCUUUCUUUCUUUCAUUCUUCUGUUCACCUCUUCUCUAAUCAAUAUUGUUGUUAUACUUUGUUUUUCCAUUUCGUUUGCGUUGCUGUUUGUCGGUGGCCCGAGUCGUGUGCUAGUCUCAGUAGUACAAAGGCACGAGUAAAAGUCGACAGCAUUUCUCUCGGUUCACGCUGUCUGUUUAUUCCAUAUAUUUAUUUAUUUUUCUUCUGUAGAUAAGUUUUUUUUUCGCUGCGCUAAUUUGUGUCCGAUUCAUCGGAAUAAACGGCAGCAUUUUUGUUUUGUUUUGUUUCGUCUAUGGUGCUAUCGCUAUUGUCAAACAAACAAUCACUAUCAGAUUGAUUGUUUCGUCGAAUUGGACUCUCUUUUAUGUUAAUUGUGUUAGUUCAGUGCAAUCAGUGAUUGCCAAUCACAAAGUGCUCAUUCUCGUUAAAUGUGACGAAAUCAAAAGUGUUCAACACGUGAAGCAGAAAAAAAAAAUUGUGUCAAAAAUUUGUAGCCGAGAAGGAAUUUGGUUCGUCGAUUGUACAGAAAAAUUUGAAACAGAUUGCAUAUUGUUUGUGCAAAUUAAAGCAUUUUGAAAUUGUUUGAGCCCAGCUGAAAAAUUCAUAAAUUUACUCGUACCAAAGUGAAGAAUUCCGGAAUUUAGAUCGGAAAAAGAGAAGAAAUAAGGAAUUUUAAUCGUGCAAAAGUGGCAAAUUUAUAAAUUUUUUUGCACAACAGGAAUUUUACUAAAAAAAAAAGAAACGAAUGUUCAGUGAAAUGUCGAAAAUGUCGUGAAUUUUGUGUUGACGUACCCCAAAAUCGAUCGAGUGUGUGAAUGUUUUUUCCCGUGGCCACUCAAGAAAAAAACGCGCACACACACACACGCAGCGACAAUAAGAUCACAUUCUUAUUGGACGGUGGCUAUGGAAUUGUUGUUGCACUGUGUCAGUGUGAAUGGGAAAAGAAUAAGAAGAAGAAGACAAACCGACAACGAAGACGAGAAGAAGCAAAAAAGCAUACGAAAGACACACGAAGUAACCGUAACGAAACGUAUAAACGUCACACACUCCAGCACCUAAUUAAGUGGCCCAAGAGUUUCGAGUACGACAAGAUUACGAAAUAAUCUACAAUUAUGGCAAAACGACACACUGCUUAUAUUACGGGUGCACGAGUCUGGAUACCGAAUGCAACCACAGUGUGGGAAGGCGCUCAACUGGUUGACGACUUUCAUGAAGGCGAUAAACAAUUGAAAAUUUGCUGCGAUGCCGGCGACGAGCGUGUCAUUGAAAUACGAACCGAUAAUGAUUUGCCAUUGCUACGGAAUCCAGCUAUUCUCAUUGGACAAAAUGAUCUUACCGCCUUAUCAUAUCUACACGAACCGGACGUUUUGCACACACUUGAAGUGAGAUUCUGUGAUCGUCAGACAAUCUACACGUAUUGUGGUAUCGUUUUAGUGGCCAUAAAUCCAUAUGCGGAGUUGCCAUUGUAUGGUCCGGACAUCAUUCGGAUGUAUCGAGGUCAGACGCACCAAAGUCUGGAGCCGCACAUAUUUGCGGUGGCUGAAGAGGCUUAUGCGAAAUUGGAGCGCGAAAAAUGUGAUCUCAGUAUAAUUGUAUCGGGUGAAUCGGGUGCUGGUAAAACGGUAUCAGCCAAGUAUGCGAUGCGAUAUUUUGCAGCGGUUGGCGGCAAUGAAUUCGAAACGCAAAUUGAACGCAAGAUUUUGGCCAGUAAUCCGAUUAUGGAAGCCAUCGGCAAUGCAAAAACCACACGUAACGACAAUAGCUCGAGGUUUGGAAAGUUCACCAAGCUGCUGUUCACCAAUCGAAUGAAUGUGAUGUCAUUGACAGGAGCCACAAUGAACACAUAUCUGUUGGAGAAAUCGCGUGUUGUGUUCCAAGCGCCGGGUGAACGAAACUAUCACAUAUUUUAUCAGCUGUGUGCGGCCCGUGAUCAAUGGCCCGAAUUGAUGUUGGAUCAUCAGCAAACGUUUCGGUAUUUGAAUCAAGGGAAUACACCAAACAUCAAUCGUGUUUCGGAUUUGGAUCAAUUCUCUGAAACGGUGGCUGCACUGGAUACGCUCGGGUUCACAGCCGGUGAUGUCGACGACAUCGUUAAGACGUGUGCUGCCAUUUUGCACUUGGGCAAUGUCAACAUUGCGCCGCAUAAACGCAAUUCCAAAGAAGCCGAUCAAGAAGAAUGCGACAUUUCCAGCGAUGAUUUGCAUUUGAACCUCUUCGCCGAUAUUAUGCAAGUCGACCGGGAACAGCUACGCAAGUGGCUGAUUACACGACAAAUUGAAUCGAUUAACGAACACGUUCUGAUUCCGAUGAAUCAAAUUGCAGCGGAAACGGCACGUGAUGCGCUCGCCAAACAUAUUUAUGCAAAACUGUUUACACACAUCGUCAAUAUUGUGAAUAAGAAUCUGGAAAGUGGCCAUAAACAGCACUGCUUCAUUGGCGUUCUCGAUAUUUAUGGAUUUGAAACGUUCGAUAUCAAUUCGUUUGAACAGUUUUGCAUCAACUAUGCCAACGAGAAAUUGCAGCAGCAAUUCAAUCAACAUAUCUUCAAACUGGAACAAGAGCAGUAUUUGAGCGAGGGCAUCGAUUGGACCAUGAUCGACUUUUAUGACAAUCAACCGUGCAUCGAACUCAUUGAAUCGAAAUUGGGCAUCCUGGAUUUACUGGACGAAGAAUGUCGGGUGCCAAGAGGUUCAGACGAAUCGUGGGUGGGGAAACUGAAUGAAAAAUGUGCCAAAUACAAGCAUUUUGAAAGAGCUCGCUUCGGUAAUGCGUCCUUCGUAAUCAAACAUUUCUCGGACACCGUGCAGUAUCAAUCGACGGGAUUCUUGGAGAAAAAUCGCGACACAAUCUCAAAGGAGCUGGUGAAUGUGAUGCGAGAGUCAAAUUUGCCCAUUUGCCGUACGUUGAUAGCGUUGGAAGAGCGUACUUCGUCGCAUGGCAAAGAAACCAGUCUUGAUGGUCGUGUCAAGAUCAACGCCGCCAAACAUUUGGUUCAACCGUCAAAACAACACAAACACACCGUGGGAACACAGUUUCGAGACAGUCUUACGAAAUUGAUCUCAACACUGCAUGCCACCACUCCGCAUUAUGUUCGUUGCAUCAAGCCAAAUGACGACAAAGUCGCCUUCAAAUGGGAAUGCCAGAAAAUAGUGCAACAGUUACGAGCUUGUGGUGUCUUGGAGACAGUUCGAAUUUCGGCCGCUGGUUUUCCAUCACGAUGGACGUAUGAGAAUUUCUUCAGUCGUUACUUUUUGCUGUGUAAAUUGAGCCAGAGCAGUGACGACGAACGGGGGUCAUGCGCACACAUUGUUCAAAAUUACAUCACCGAUGAGGAUAAAUACCGAUUUGGACACACGCAGAUAUUCUUUCGCGCUGGUCAGGUGGCAUUGCUAGAGCAAAUCCGAACGGACUUACGGAAACGAUAUAUAAUCCUCGUACAAUCGAUGGUGCGUCGAUUCAUUGCGCGAAAGAAGUUCCUGCGAAACAAGCAGUUGGCAUUGGGAUUGCAACGAUAUUGUCGUGGCUAUUUGGCGCGUUGCAAGGCGCAGUCGAUACGUCGCGAACGUGCUGUGGUUGUGGUUCAGCGACGAGUACGUGGUUGGUUGUGCCGAGUGAAAUACCAGCGCGUCCUAAGUUCGGUUCUUUUGAUUCAAACGUAUGGCCGUGGUUUGCUGGCGCGUCGCUUGUUUGCUGUUCAAAUGGACAACUACAAAGCGACUGUCAUCCAGCGCUAUUGCCGUGGUUAUUUGGCGCGAAAAGCCUUUACCGAACGCAAACGCAAAAUUAUCAUCGGUCAAUCGGCCAUUCGUCGUUUCUUGGCUCGUCGUCAAUUCAAGAAACUGAAGGCCGAAGCGCGAACCAUAACCCACAUGCAGAAAAUGUACAAAGGUCUUGAGAACAAAAUCAUUUCGCUGCAGCAGAGAAUCGAUGAGCUCACCAAAUCCAAUCAACAGCUAUCAAAACAAGCGGCUGAAGUGCCUGAGCUCCACACCAAAUUGGAAGCAAAGAAACAGAUCGAAGAUGAAUUCAACAAAUUCAAGGCACAUGCCCAGAUUCUUGAGAACCAAGUCGAAACGUUGAAUAAACAAUUGGACGAAGAGAGAGAUGAAAAACUGGCUGCUUUGGAUGAAAAAGCCAAAGAGGAAGCGGAAUUUAAGCAGAAGUUCUUUGCGAUUAGCGCUGAAAAUGAACAUUUGAACCGGAAAAUUGAAGAACUCCAAGAAAAUCAAAAGGAGGUAGCGUCUGCCGAACGAUCACAAGUGCUGUCCGAUUUGGAUGACAACGAAAUUCAUCAAGCUUAUCAGAAAAUCGCACAGGAGAAGGAACAAUUGGAGAAAGAGAACUUCUUACUUAGCCAAGAGGUCGAUCGACUUAGUCGAUUACAGCCAAACUCGUACUUGUCACAUUCUAGAUCGGUUAGCAACGUUUCUAGCGUGAAUAUUGACGAAGAUUUUGGUUAUGCAUCAGCCAAAAA